Molecule: messenger RNA, 4491 nt
Organism: Physcomitrium patens
Lineage: Eukaryota; Viridiplantae; Streptophyta; Bryopsida; Funariales; Funariaceae
Molecular function (GO): protein binding
Source: RefSeq, a predicted model, not a curated record
CGGCAAGUUUGUCGGGAGAAGGUGGGUGGCCUAGUGUGGGCUUAACUUGUCGUCUCCCUGCCUCUCUCUUUCUUCCAUGUCACGAUGCUGACGAUCUAGUUGGAGGCUGUGUUGAAGAAAAAACGAGCCUUGAAGCUUAGAUGUUUUUUCCUUAGAGACCGAGUCUGAGAAAAAAAGAAGCAAUCCACAACUCCCCCACGCUCAUGUUACCGAGUUGUGGCCAAAGAAUUUUGUCGUAGCUCGUUGGUUUUGUGCAGGUUAAUCUGCUUCUGAGGAUUUCUGUUUGGGUGUCAAGUCCGUGCAAGCUACUUUGUGUGAGAGGGAGGAAACCGGUCGAGGUCGCUGCUCAUUCUUGUCAACAGGUUUUUGAGUUAUCAUUGGGCGAGGCAGAGUUCGACCAUUUACGUUAACGUAGUGGAUUUGUUGAUCAAAGAAUGCUGGCAGAGCUUAAGUGACGUUGAGACUACUGAAUGCAAUGCCGCCGAUCGCAAAGAGAGCCAUGGAGGAGCCGGAAAGAAACUGGCUGGAUCACCGCAGCGCUUCAAUUGGAAGCUUCAUCGAUUUGGACUUAAGUUUAGACAUAGUGCCCAACAAGUUUGAAGCGGGACGUGACAGCAGGCGAUUGUCAUCUUCAUGUCGACCACAGGGAAUGGAAAAGAGGAAGGGAAAUGCUUGGGCUGAAGCCAACGAGUUGCAGAGCAAUCUUCACGUCGAAAUUGGUGAUCGUAGGUUUCAAUUGCACAAAUUACCUCUCAUCUCUAAAAGCGGCAGACUCAACCGCCUAGUGUUCGAGCUACGCGACUCCAAUAGGGAUAGCAUAGCUCUCCAUGGCAUACCAGGGGGUGCGGAUGCAUUCGAAGACGCGGUGCGAUUUCUUUAUGGCAAGAGCAUCCCGCUCAAUGCUGCCAAUGUGGCUGCUAUUCGUUGUACUGCCGAGUAUUUGGAGAUGAACGAUAGCUUAGGAGAGGGUAGCUUGGUUGCGAAAGCUGAGCAUUACUUGAACCUCUUUGUCGUGGGGUCAUGGAAAGACUCAAUAACCGUCCUGCGAUCAUGCUCGGAUCUUACACCCUGGGCAGAGGAGCUCGAAAUCGUGCGGAGGUGCAGUGAAUCCGUUGCAUGGAAGGCGAGCACCGACCCUCACGGACUCCGUUGGUCGUCUUCCAAAAGCUGGGGCCGCAAAGAGGCCACUCGCGGCUGGUGGUUCGACGACGUUUGCAGCCUCUACAUUGACACAUUCAGCAAAGUGAUUAAUGCCAUCAUUUCUAAGGGCAUUGACUACACAAUGAUGGCCGCGGUGUUGGUACUGUACGCCGAGAAAUGGCUGGGUCUGACGCCCGAGACCCAGCCUGCUCAAAGUGAUUCCCUCAAACCCAGUGGUAGCGUUGUUGCAUCCACAGGAUUUAGUCAAGAAUUGAUGUCCAAGGUACAGAUCAAGAACCGUGCCAUUGUCCAGGGUAUUGUAAGCUUGCUCCCUUCGCAGCCCGACUCUGUAUCCUGCAAAUUUCUGCUCAAGCUGCUACGAGCUGCUUGCGCCGCAAACGCUGGCUCCAUGUGCAAGACGGAUCUAGCGAGGAGAAUCGGCCCUCAGCUGGAGAAGGUCUCAGUAGAUGAGCUGCUCAUGCUUGCUUGCAACGCUAACGGUGAUGCCAUGUAUGACAUUGAAGUGGUGCACCAGAUCGUGGAGUAUUACCUUCAAGAACAAAGCUCAGGUAGUUUACCCGUUAGCCCCACGAUCGGCGGUGGAAAGUCGAUCAUCGCGAGUGCAACUCCCACGAGCAUCUCUGGCAUGACCGUUCCUUUCAGUGACGUAGAUACGAAUAGCGUUGCCGGGCGAUGCAGCGUCUCAGGGACUAGUGCGUCUCGCACGAGCAUUUCUAGCACAAGCUCGUCGCGCACAAGUAUUUCAGGCAUCUCAAGCUCAAGCAACUCACGUCCAAACAUUUCUAGCUUGAAUAUCUCGGGGUCAACUGUCACAAGCAUUUGCGGGCGAAGAAUCUCGGGGGGUGGGACUUCGAUUUCCCGCACCACGUCGGGCACGAGUGAUAUGUCUGGAUGUGACGAAAGCACCAUUACUCGGACAACGAGCAACAGCGAGGAAUUUAGCGUGAAGGUUGACAACAGGUUCGAGAAGUCUAAGUUCUUUACUACAGAAGGUCCCACGAGGAAAUUACAGCUUCCUCCAACGUCAACAAAUCUUGUGGUGGCACAGCUCUUGGAGAGUUAUUUGGAAGAGGUUGCCAAGGACUCGAGUAUUCCUCUUGGGAAGUUUGUAGCAUUUUCUGAACUGUUUAUCGAGUUUCCUCGAGAGUCGGAUGAUUGCGUCUACAGAUCAAUCGACACAUUCCUACGGUUUCACCCAACCUUGAACGAUCAAGAGCGCCGAAAACUGUGCAAAGUGAUGGACAUUCAAGCUCUGUCCCUUGACGCGUGCAUGCACGCUGCCUCGAAUGAACGUCUUCCUCUGCGGGUGGUCGUUUCGGUGCUGUUCACAGAGCAAGUGAAGCUGCGCAAUGCCAUUACAGGCUCGGCUGUUGUCAAUGACAAGGGUGUGGAUAGCAUUCCAAUCAUCCUCUCUUCCGCUUCCAGGGAAUUUAACUCUGAAUCCCACUCGGACCCGCUGUCAAGUUCCAAGGCCUCUACAAACACUUCCACGGACACAUCCGCAGGCAGUCUUUCAACUGUAAGCGGCUCAAGCAGCAAGGUGUACAGCCUGUCUAUUCCAAACAGGGCUCCCAGCGUGGCACCCAGUGGGGCACCCAGCGCGGCCCAUAGCGCUGCUUUAAGUGCCGUGAACUCUGGCUUGCUGAGUGGGUUGACUGUCAAAGACAAACUUCGGAGUGCGCUCUCUGAUAUUGAGUGGCUACAGACGGCGGUGCAAGACAUUGAGAUGUUGAAGGCUCGUCUUAGCCUCAUGAAUGUCCUCCAGCAGGACAUGGAGAAUAUGAGCAGGAAGUUCAUGGAUUUGGCUCACGAUUACACCGAGAUGACGCAUCAGGUGGAAGAACUGACGAAAGUUACCAAGCAAAAAAGUAGCUGGACCUCUGGAUGGAAGAAGAUGUCGAAGCCGUUCCAUGGGAAGGAUCAGCCUGAUCCGCCAAAGACCUUCAACCACACCUCAGACUUGGAGAAGCACUUGAAGGCUGCAUCAGACACCAUUCCCUUGUACCAGCAAAUGAAUAUCCUCCAUCCUACUGAUGUUCCUUUUCUUCAGAAUCUUCAAACUCCGAAGACGUCAGUGCAAGCAGCUGCAGCCGACACUCCACUAGAAUCUCCGAAGCUAGCAUCAGCGGCAUCAGAUUCGAAGGUUUUAGAAGCCAAGUCGGAGACGCUAGUCAAGGUUGUCGUGCCCCAUGUUGAAUACCAGGAGGUGGAGGCUGUUCUAGUUCAACCGCAGAGUGCUGCUCCCGAAGAACCGCCAUCUAAUUCCACUGGAGCUGUUGCUUCUGAAGCGGAGAAAAGCACAGCAACAGAAACAGCAGAUUCCCAGCAAGACAGCGUCUCACAUCAAUACAGACAAGUGAAGACCCCAGUCCGCCAGUCUCGUACUCGGCACCGCCCUUCAUCUCCACCUUCUGAAGGUCACCAUGAUCGCCACUACGUCAAGGACUGCGACUCUAUUUCCAUAUCCAGUGACAAAACCGAUUCCGUCAUGCACAGCGAUCCACGCCAUCGACACCGAGACAAGAGCUCGGGCCAUCGCCAGCAUAGAGACCACUCCGAAGACCGCAACCAUCGAAGCAGUCCACAUGGCCGGGGUGAGCACAGGGCUCACCACCGACACAAGGAUGGAUCCCCGGAGCGUCACAUGAGCAACCACUUCGGAGACUUCAGCCCAGACGAACGCCAUCGUCGAAGCCACUACAGCCCAGAGCAUCACCUCAGAAAAGGUCUCCAUCAUCAUGGCAAGGAUCCCCCUCGUCAAAGCAACGCCAGCGCAAGCAACCACCCCAGAGAUCGCAGCCCAGACGACCGCCAUCGCCGAGGCCACCUUAGCCCCGAGCCUCACCUCCGGAAAGAGCACCCCCAGAGCACGAAGGACCCGCCUCGUCCAACCAAUGUGAGCAACCACAAGCACGGCUCGGAUUAUCACUCCAGCAACCAUAGCCACCUCAAGCUGCACCAUAGGAGCCAUCACAAACACCAUCACAGGAGAGAUUAUGACUCUGUGUCGAGCUUCAGCAGCGACUCUGGAUCAAGACCAUCCAGACCUCGGCGGCAUUCGGGAGUGUAAACCAUUCUGCAACCCAAUAUUUUUCCUCUUUCAACAACAGUUCAGGGCGUCUGUAAUUUAAGCUAUCAGUAGAGCGAGCUACAUACAAUAGAAUCUUGGAAUUUAUUUUAAGCUAUGCUAAUUUAAGCAUUAGCAUAGUGAAGGUAGCCAUCGUUAGAAACAAUGAGAAUUUGGGUCCUUCCUCCUAAAUGCGAGGUCUUGUACAACGCCGCUUCGGCGACACACCAAGCUUUGUAUAGUGUGAUAUCUUGCCACGAUCA